AUGAAUUUCUUCCUCGUUCUCCUCCGUACCCUCCUCCACAAGCCCUCUCGCGCCCUCCAUCUUUCCAACAUAGCCUCCCAAUCCUUCGGUGAAGCAUGGGCCGCCCUCGACGAAGGCGAUCCCUACGCUGGUCCCCUUGCCAACAUUCUCCCCGUUCUCUCCACCGCCUCCGGUACAAUACUCGAAAUCGGUCCUGGCUCAGGCGAACAAGUGCGAUUUCUUACAAAUGAACAUGUAGAGAGGGUGUAUGGAGUAGAACCAUGCGGGGUUUUGCAUGAACUGUUAAAAAAGUCAGUGCGGGAGGCAGGUUUGCAGGGGAAAUAUAGGAUCUUGGGAUGUGGAGCUGGGAGGGAGAGUUUGAAUGAGGAGUUGAAGAAAGUGGGUAUUUUGGUGGCUAGAUGUACGCAGAUUCUGUAUCAAUUGGCUGGCUGGAGCUUUUUCAUGGGUAAUUGCCAUUUGAACCGAAGGACGGAUGACUACUUGAAAGCGGUGGGAGAGAAAUAUGGGGGCUGGGAAAAGGUGGAAUUGAAGACUGUUGGGGGCUUUGCUGUGCUUCCAUUUGUGUCUGGGGAGUUAGUUAAGAGGAGAUAG
Molecule: messenger RNA, 591 nt
Organism: Sclerotinia sclerotiorum 1980 UF-70
Lineage: Eukaryota; Fungi; Ascomycota; Leotiomycetes; Helotiales; Sclerotiniaceae
Exons: 3
Coding region: 1-591 (196 amino acids)
Source: RefSeq, a predicted model, not a curated record